AUGUCAUUAGAUGUACCAACACUAACAAAGGAAAUACAAGUACCUAGCACAGGUGAUAUAGAAAUAUCACCUAAUGGAACUCGCCGGUUUUGCAAAGAACAUCGAACACAACGCAUAUCACUACUGAAUACAAAUCAAACACCGCCGAACCAAGCAGAAAACGAACAACAGGAACAUACUGAAUUAAAAUAUAUGUUAUCACAGUCAGUAGAAGAUAAUAAUUUAAGUCAACUACGAAAUAGUAAACGUCCUCGUAUUGAUGAUAAUAGAUUUGAUACAGUAGUUGUGUCACCAUCUAGAGCAUGUGAAUUGCAAACACGUACUGGACCUCCAGCGCGAUGUAAUGAGUUUAUGUGGAAACAUUUAUGCGCGGAUAACAAAAAUUGUUCUUUUAUACGUUUGAAUCAACAACGACAUAGUAUACCUAUCAAAGAAACCUAUCAAAAUAAAUCAACUCAAAUGGCAUCACUAUUGACAGAUAGUACUGAUUCAAUAGAAAAUAGUAAAAAACGAAAAACAAUCGAUGAUACCAAUAGUAAAUCACAUAUUGUUUCAAAAAGAAAUUCUACUAGAAGACAACAAACAGAUUCGAGUAAAUCAAUCACUUCAAAUCUCGCCAUAAAAUCAUCUGCUUCUGAUAUCCGUGCGAAAGAAAACAUAAUUGAAGAACCUAUUUUAAAUGAAUUUAAUAUAGUGUUAUCAUCGAAAUCCUACCGACUUGAUGUAUAUUGUCCAUCUAUGGAAAUUCCUAUUCAACCUCCCUCUCCUACUGAUUAUGAUUCAUCAACAUCUGCAAUUAUUGAACAGUUCGGAACUAUAAUUAAAAAAGAAAACGGAAGAAGAAGAAGCAGAAUCAUUGAAUUUGUCAUGUCAACAAAUCGAGACGAAGUAAAUGAUAAAGAUUUAUUAAUACCAUAUAUUAAAUGCGAAGAUAAUACAAAUGACGACUUCGUCUAUGAUCAAUCAGCGGAAUUCAAUGACAAAAAAGAUCGCUGGUCAAAUGCAUUAUCAACAUCGGCAAGGGUAGCAGCAUCAUUAUCUUCAGCUCAAAAAGGAAAAAUUGAAGUUACAAGUAAAGGGCGUCGAAAAAUUUUCGAUGGAGUUCGAUGGCAAAUCUUAUGCAAAAGACCAGAAUGUCGGAAACAAACAAAUAAAAAGUCUCUUUGUAUAACACAUUACAAAGAAGAAUAUGAAGUCGACAAGCAAUCAUCAUGGUCGAGUAGUAUUUCAUCGUUUCAAGUUCCUUCCUAUCAGCAACAACGACAUUCAUUCGAGAAUACCCACACUGAAAAUGAAGAUCAAAAUAAUACAAUAACUACAACAAAUAUAACUGACAAUGAUGAACAUGCAUUGUUAAAUUCAAAUAAAAAACAAGUCAUUCGUGAAGGUCAAAUACAAUAUAGGCCCGAUGGCCGACGAUUUGUAUUCAAAAAUAGUAAAUGGCUACCAUUGUGUAAAUAUGAUAGUCUUUGCCGUAAUACAGCUAAAUAUGAUUUACUAUGUAUUAAACAUUUACAAUUAACACAACAAAAACGACAGGAAGCAUUAAAAUUUCAUAGUAAUGAUCAUCGAGGUUUACGUUCAUCUAUUUUUUCUAAUGAUACUGCAAAGCGUUUGAAAACAAAUAGUGAAUUUCAAAUAUCUUCUUCAUCUAUUACUGAACAGUUUAAUAUUAAUGGUCGCGAAAAUCAUAAUACAGCGACCAAACAAGUCAACGGUGAUUUUUCUUCAGUAACAUCUAAACCAACUGGUCAUGAAAUCGAAAUAUCAACAAGAAAAAAUUUUAAUAUUUUAUCAUCUGAUAAGUCCUUAUUUGAUAAACAAAAAUCUACGCUAACGACUGAUCAGUCAGUCCAAACUGAUUUAGCUAUACCAUUAUGCUGUAUAAUACAUCAAGAAGAUCAUUCGUUUUAUUCAUCAUGUCAAAAUAAUAAAUCAACAUCUUCCAGUUUAUCUUAUGAUACUAAAUUUGAGCCACAAUGUUUUAAUAGAAAUUUUUCCACAUGA
Rotaria socialis is the source of this 2007-nucleotide messenger RNA. Lineage: Eukaryota; Metazoa; Rotifera; Eurotatoria; Philodinida; Philodinidae. The record is from the annotation of a GenBank genome assembly.